Molecule: messenger RNA, 1976 nt
Organism: Oldenlandia corymbosa var. corymbosa
Lineage: Eukaryota; Viridiplantae; Streptophyta; Magnoliopsida; Gentianales; Rubiaceae
Source: the annotation of a GenBank genome assembly
CACUUUGUAAGGUAACUGAAAAAAAAGAGAAACUUCUUUCCAUUUUUCUGUAGAAAAAGGAGAGCCAGCGGGAGGAGAGACAACGCAGAGUUUCUCUCGCGCUUUUUGUGUCCCUUGAUUUCCGAGAACAUUCUUCCCCUCUCUCCUUUUCCUUAUAUUUUUCAUCACAUUUGGGUCACUGAUUUGUGCUCAACACUCUCAUUGGGGAGCUUUACCCGCAUCAAAAUUGACCUGAGAAAUAGUGGGAAAGAAAAACCCAGAAAAAGGAAGUAAUCAUGACGGUUUCUGCUUCUGAAAAUUCUUCCUCCAGCUCUUCGUCACUUGCUCACCUUGCUCCUCUUCAAGCUGUGCUGUUUGAUGUUGAUGGAACCCUUUGUGAUUCUGAUCCCCUCCAUCACCAUGCUUUUUGUGUAAUGCUUCAAGAGAUAGGAUUUAAUGGCGGUGUUCCAAUUACUGAAGAAUUCUUCAUUGAGAAUAUCGCCGGGAAGCACAAUGAUGACAUUGCCGAAAUUCUUUUCCCUGGUGAUCGUGAAAGGGGCUUGAAAUUUUGUGAGGACAAGGAAGCUAUGUUUAGAAAGUUGGCUAAGGAGCAACUGAAACCCAUUGAUGGCCUGUACAAAUUACGUAAAUGGAUUGAAGAUCGUGGUUUGAGGCGAGCUGCAGUGACCAACGCUCCAAAGCCUAAUGCUGAGCUGAUGAUUUCAUUACUUGGCCUUUCUGACUUUUUCGAAGCUGUCAUUCUUGGAAGUGAUUGUGAGCGUGCAAAACCAUUCCCUGAUCCCUAUUUGAAGGCGCUUGAAGUACUCCACGUGUCCAAGGAUCACACUGUAGUAUUUGAGGAUUCUGUUUCUGGAAUCAAAGCUGGGGUUGCUGCUGGCAUGCCGGUUGUUGGUUUAACAACUAGAAAUCCAGAGCACUUGUUAAUGCAAGCAAAACCUACAUUUCUCAUAAAGGACUAUGAAGAUCCGAAGCUAUGGGCGGCAUUGGAAGAGCUUGAUAAGAAAUCUGGCAAACAAACAGAUGGUGCCUGAGUCAUAAUUUCCAUUGCUAAUCCUUAAGGAUCUUGUGCAAUAAUACUAUGCGGGUUAUAGUUUGUCUUUACUAUCGAAAAUACGUUUCACAUUCUCGGAAGUGAUCAUGAACAAAAACCGUAAUGGUUUUGACCUUCUUACUUUAAGGGAAUAGUUGGAGAACCAGAUUGAUCGGGGUGGAAGAUACCCUUAUUUUGAGAUUGUGCCUACUUAAUUACCCCAUUUUUGGGGCAAAGUCAGAUGAUUAUUAUUAAGCCCAAUUUGUGAUGUGAUAUAGAAAGCAUGUAAAGGGCUACUUAUGUAUUUUGCUCGGCUACUAGAUUUAAAUCGUUUGGAUAUUACUCCAUCAUCAGCGCUUGAGCUCGCACAUGUGAGUUUUAGCUCGUUUUCUGCGGUUAAUAACAUUUCCGAACCGAUGGAUCUACAAAUAAGCUCAAGAUCUACACAAGAGGGAUAGAAAGCCAUUUUCAGCUCCAGUAACGACUCAAGGGAUACAGAGCGCAAAUGCACCAAGAAACAAUUCCCUAAUUAAAUUUAAGCAAUCCAUCAAUAUCAGAAAUUAACAUGAAACAUAUUUUUCUAGUGAAAUUAUCUUUCCAGGAGGUUCAUGAAACAGUCAAUCUCAUCUUGUCCACAGCACUGAUUCUAUUUCAUCCCUUGCAGCCUUGUAUAGCUCUAGCCUCUUCAAACACUGCUGCCUCCUCUCCAGUAAUGCUGGGUCUUCAUCCAGCAGAUGACUAAGCUGAUGGCCCUACAAGGACAAAAAAAAAAAAGAAGCAAAUUUGAAGUUUUGCAAGAUCCACCUUUAUGUACAUAAACUUCAGUAAUCUCAGAUGUAACGGCUUAUUCAGGGAGCACACUUUUCAUUUCGUUAAGAUAGAUCGUAGCCGUGGAAUAAUUUGAAACGAUAAAUUCGGAUAACAUCUCUAAUCAAUUAGUAAGCAU